AUGCCCAAGCAGAAGUGUAAAGAAUUGUACAAGAAUUCUGCCAUCCAAAAACAGCUUGAUGAUUUAGUUAAAGACAUUAAGCAGCUGCAAAUUGAUGUUGCCAAACCACCACCACAAAACAUUGCUGAAGCUGCUGUAUAUGUGGAAAACUUUAUAACGGCCUUGGUAAAUGCCUUCAAACUGCAUCAUACAGAAACUUUUCAGAAAGUUGGCAUUGCCCUGUUCUAUGAGAUUGUGUCUUUUGUCUGUGAUGAAACUCAGCGACAUCCACCAACAAGACAGUUCUUUACAUCAUGUAUUGAAAUUCUUGGACAGAUUUUUCUUAGUUGUGCUAAAACAGAAAGCAAAACUAUAUUGAAAAAGGUUCUUCAGAAUAGAAGAUUAUGCAACCUUUUGUCACCAUACUUCACCCCAAACAUAUCUCCAGAUGAAUUUGUCAACCUUUAUGAAGAAGUUGUCAAAGUCCUCCACACAAAUAGUGGGGAUGUCAUCUUCAUGUUACUAACGAAGUUUGAUCUUAUUUUGUGGUUGAAUUCUACCAAGCCAGCUAUGCCUGAACGGACGCGGCUGUUGGAGAUCAUUCAUUUAGCCCUGACUUUGUGUGGCUUUCAACCAGAGGAAGAAGUUCAAAUGGCUUUUAACAUUUUUUGCAAACACUGGAUGUAUGUUCUACAAUAUCAAUUCCCUGAUCACUAUAGUGACUUCCUUAGACUUCUGAUGCAGAGCUCUUCAGAACAGAGACUAAACCUUGACUGCUGGAAGGUUGCUUUGAAAACCUUAAAUUGUACCUCUGAAGAUGAACAUGAACCCCCAAUUGUAAAAUGUGCAGAAACACGCCAAUGUUCUCAAAAGAUCAGGCUAUCAUAUGAACAGGUACUGGAAACCAUACAGUGGCUUUCUGAUUUCUUCUUCAAACUGCGCCUUUCAAAAGCAGAUUUAAGGAGCUUUGGUCUGUUUUCAAAGUGGACUCCAUACAUGAAUGAAGUGAAGAAAUUAUUGAUGUUUCUUGUUAGGUUUCUUAUUGAUUCUGAGACUGCCAAACUUGCCCAAGAACCUCCAUGCAGCAUCAAAAAUGUGACAGGUGUGAAAAUGGUGUAUACAAAGCUGGUGGGACUUUUCAGGCCGUGGCUACUGGUGCUAAAUACAAAGGAAGCAAGCAAUAAUCAUUCAUAUCCUUGGCUAGAGAUUGACACUCCAGUAGCAUCUGGCAUGGUGAAGUUAUUUACUAAAAGUGUUGGUUAUCUACAUCAAAGAUUUAAAGAUAGACUAAUUCCUGGCCAACGAGGAGCUCUAUGGUUCCACUUGAUGCAUUAUUGUGAAACUUGCACUAUACCCAAAAUGCCAGAGUAUAUCCUGUAUACCUACCACUCAGAAUAUUCCAAUCUGCCAUGGAAAGAGUUGUUCCCCGACCAAGCCUUAAUGGAAGAGGUCUUUAAAGUAGAGAGAGGAAGCCCAAAGAGCUGUUUCCUGUUUUUGGGGACUUUGCUAUGUGAAGUUAACUGGAUUAAUGUUCUUUCUGAUGCUUGGAAUCCCCAGCCUCUCUUGCAGACACGGACAAUGAUUGUCUAUUUGUUAUUUAUGAUGGUUUUUCUAUCAAAAGAAGACAAACUUGUACAUAAACCAGAAUCCUCGUUACGUAGCCUUCUUGGACAAUCAAAUGCAAUACCUUGGCAUUUUGUGGACAUAACAUCAUAUCAAAAUGUCAUCAGCUACUUCAGUAGCCAUUACUCACCCUCCAUUGUCAUUCUAAAAGAUCCAUCAGCUGAGCUGAUACUGAAGCUUUUAAAAGUUGCUGCGGGUUUUUGUGAAACUAUGGACAUACACAGUGAUGCUACACACAAAUCUAGGGCAUAUGUCCACCAAGUCGUCCAGUACCUUGUCACUUUGGAUCAGAAUGCUCAGAUAGCCCAUGCUCAACUAAAUCGUGAAAUGAUAACGCUAUUGGAUGAUAUUGUAAUCUUCAACCCACCAGAAGUGGACAGUCAAAUGCGUCACAUGGCAAUAGCCAGCCUUUUUAUGGAAGUGCUGAUGAUGCUGAAUAACACAAGUAUAACAUCAGCUGAGUCAUUGCGAGUGAGUUUGCGGUCAUGGAUUGAGACUAAGGUGUACUAUGAUCUUUCACUUCCACUGCUGACUGCAACUUGUCAAAGUCUGGCAUCUGUUAAACAUAUGGCCGAAACAACUGAAGGAUGCAUCAUGGCUUAUUUCAAGGAGGGAGCAUGUCUUGAUCUGUACUUUGGAUGGGGACCAAUUUUAGUAUCUCUUCAAGUACCAGAACUAACAGCAGAAGAAUUUCUCAAAGAGUGCUUGGAUUUAGGAAGUUAUUUGACACUUUAUGUGUACAUUCUUCAGCAUUUGAACAUGGAGCAGACUGUGUCCAAUGAAAUGAAAAUACUGGUUCUGCUUGGUGAAUGGAUAGAACAAGUCUUUCCUUGUAACACAAAUGAUGAGGCUAAGCUCUUCCUGUGGUGGCAUAAAAUAUUGCAAUUAGCAUUAAUCCAGUUUGAGCAGAACGAUGUAACUGCAUUGGAAAUUUUGAUCAGGAUAUUAAGUACAUUACAAACAAAGCAAAGUCAUCUGGCAGAGGAGAAAUUCUCUUCUGGACUUCUGGGAGCUAUUGGUCUUGGAAGAAAGUCUCCCCUCUCAAACAGGUUUCGAGUGGUGGCACGAAGCAUGUCAGCUUUCCUAGUGGUACAGCUUCCUGCAGAAAACCGCAUUCGACUAAAGCCUAGCUCAGAACUGCAGCUAUCUCCAAAAGCACAGCAGGCCCUGAAUGGACUCGAAUCAAUAUCAUUGAGCAAGCAGUAUGCAGAUUACCAAGAAGAAAUUUCACAGGCUAUAUUAUUUAUCAAGAACCCGAACCAUUGUCUUUUAGAUGGCAACAAACUAUUAGCUAUUCUUCUUAGUUUCCUUUACCCUGACACACAUUACCUAGAUAUUAUUCGCUAAAUGUUUUGCAACAGCAGGAAGUCCAAUGUUUUCGUGAAGACAAAUUGAGAGACAGUAUCUCCACUGAAAGAAUUCUAACUAUAUAACUACAUCAGUAGAUUAGUUCAGGUUGUUAGCUUACUUAGAAAUUCUUUAGAAAUAAACGAUCAUUAUUAAACGAUAUCAGCCUAUUACUUGCUAAUCCACAAUUCUGCAUUUAUGUACUAAAAUCUUAUGUACUGAUAUGUAAUAUCAGUGAGUUUCAAAAGUUUCUAUUAUUGAUAAAGCAUAUUCUUCAUCCUAAAUCCUCUGUUAUGCAUUAAAUAUUGCAUCUUGCAUCCCGUGAAUGAAGAAAAACAAAUUAACUGGUGCAUGUGAGGAUAUGAGCAACAGACGUUCGGGUGAAGUUUAGUUAAGAUCGAAAUUACAAGGCCAAACAGAUGUGUUAAUUAGUUGAAUUUAAAAGUAAUCAAUCACCACUUGAAUCCAUUCUUAAAAGACAGAUCAUGUGAACAUUUACCUGCUAAUUCUGCUUGUGCAUUCCACAACCUUGCAACCCUUGGUAUAAAGAAACAAAACUCUUGUUCUCCAUCUUUGAUUUCUUUCAAUUAGUCUUAAACUUUGUUUUAGACCCAAGAAUCACAGGAAACAGUUUUUAUGUAUUCUGUUCCAUCCUUUUAUAAUUUUAAAUGCCUCUAUCAAAUAUCCAGUAAUUUGUUGAAGUUAUAUUUGAAGGAAGGUUGUUCUUCUGAAUGGAACAAACCACUUAAAUUUUGUUCAACAUAUCUUCAUAAUUCAGCACAAAAAUUGUGAAAAACCUAUGUAUACUGGAUUUGCAGUAGGAGUAGCCAGUUUGGCCUCUACUCUGUCUUACCCCACAUACUCUUUGAUUCUAUUGUCAGCUAAGAAUGUGGAAUCUUGCUGCAGUUAGCAGUUCUAGUUUAGCUGGUGACCUGUUCCUGCCACAUUGUUUCUUCACCACAGGUGUAUUGGAAUCUGAAGUGAUGAAAGAGAUAAACGGAACAAUUUUUAUUCUCAAUUAUCACAAGCAGUUAUUUCAGUUACGUGAAAUGGAAUUCUGUGGCUAAUUAUCAUUAAUGUUGAAAUUAUCUAUGGAAAUGCAAUGAUUAAUUGAUAUGUUCACUUGGAAUUCAGAUCUCUAUUUUAAGAAAUUUGAAACAAUUUAUGUUUUUUAAAUGGGCUUCUUUAAAGUAGCACUUUGAAAUCAGAAAGUAGCAACAGCCUUUAUGUGAGUGCCUUUAUCUUUUCACAUGUAAGCACAUGAUGCAAAUGAAUUAUGAUGUACGCUUUAAUUUUCGUAAAUAUUUUAUGACAUGCAACUGAUGCUGUCAAGGUUAUUUAACAAAAUAAGUUGUGACAUUAUUGGUGCCAUAAAAUGUGGAAAUUCAAUAUAUAGAAUAUUAUACUAAUAAAGUUGAAGACUUUCAUUGUUACAGAAUGAAUGUGCAUUGGCAAACAGUGGACUUCCAUGCAUAUUCAGCUGGGAAAAUGAUCUGAUUUUAGUCAAACCAUACCUUUUUGUUUAAAUGACAUUCAAGUUAAUUGAUGAGUUGUUAAUGAUAGUGAAUCUUGGAUGCUAUUAAUGGUGGAACAAGAAACAGUAAACUCAUAAUUACAGUCAAGAUCUAAUUUAGGAAAUGAGUUUAACAACUGUUACAUGAACCAGAUAUUAAUGCGUACAGAAACUACAACAUUCCUCAAUGAAUGCAGGAAAGUAUUUUAUGUCACAAACCUAUGUUUUAAAAUAUCUAAUUAUAGCUGAAUAUUUUUUUCUCUGUUUAAAAAGCAGAACAUUUAAGUGAUUUAAUCUGUAUGGUUCAAGUUAUUGAAAGCAGAUCUUGGGUGCUGCUAUUAGUGAUGUAAUGCUGUGCACUUUACAGAACUGAAUAAAAUUAAGUUCAAAUGAAAUCAGUGGUAUCUUCCACAAUGUGAAGAAUUUCUUGCACUCUUUCUUUAGACAUUCAACUUCAAAGUUUUAUUUACAUUGGAAUUAAUUUGCUGGAAGCUACUGCUAGGCUGAUGUUUGAAGUGUCAAAUAAGAUUCAGUUAAUACUUGAAAUAUGCAACAUAAUGCCUCUAAACUGGCUCCCCCUGUAAAAACAAGUUUUUUAUGAAAUUGGAAGUAAAUAUGUAUUUGACAUUCAAUAGCUGUACAUUGACAAUAAUAUGUUUAUUGAGUGCAGUUUUAUUUUUGAGCAGUGUUGUAUAUAAGCUGCAUUGUGGUCUUUUACUCCUUUGUGUCCUUAAACUUUGAAUCUUGAUUGUUAAUGUACAAUACGAAGAUACAGAAAAAAUAAACUUGUUUCCUUUCUAAA
Molecule: messenger RNA, 5264 nt
Organism: Rhincodon typus (whale shark)
Lineage: Eukaryota; Metazoa; Chordata; Chondrichthyes; Orectolobiformes; Rhincodontidae
Product: ectopic P granules protein 5 homolog
Exons: 18
Coding region: 1-2949 (982 amino acids)
Biological process (GO): autophagosome maturation
Cellular component (GO): cytoplasm
Source: RefSeq, a predicted model, not a curated record